Molecule: messenger RNA, 413 nt
Organism: Chironomus riparius
Lineage: Eukaryota; Metazoa; Arthropoda; Insecta; Diptera; Chironomidae
Source: the annotation of a GenBank genome assembly
AAUCAUACAAAAUGCAAAUUUUCAUCAAGACAUUGAUUGGACCAUGCUUUGCAAUUCCAUGUGAUGAAGCAGAUACUAUUCACAUGAUCAAAGAAAAAAUGGAGAAGAAUUAUGAGGAGGGUAUGCCACCAGAUCAAAUGAGACUACUUUGGGGCGGUAAGCAAUUGGAAGAUGAUAGAUCACUCAAGGACUACGGAAUUCAGCACAACACCACAUUACAUGUUGUCUUGCGUCUCCGAGGCGGCAACUAAAUCAACUGCCAAUUUAUCAUCACAAAAAAAAAGUUUUUUUUCUUUCUUGGCUUUAUUACAAAAAAUUUUUUAUUCAACCACCAAAUCGUAACCUUUAAGUUCCUCUGCCUUUUGUUACUUAUUUUAAAAACAAAGACGCUCAGAUCAAAUACAUGAAUUAUA